Molecule: messenger RNA, 516 nt
Organism: Puccinia graminis f. sp. tritici CRL 75-36-700-3
Lineage: Eukaryota; Fungi; Basidiomycota; Pucciniomycetes; Pucciniales; Pucciniaceae
Exons: 3
Coding region: 1-516 (171 amino acids)
Source: RefSeq, a predicted model, not a curated record
AUGGGGGUGGAUGUAAAGACUUUCAAAGAUAUCUUAUCUAGGUUCGAGCUGUUGUGGAACUCUGUCACACUUCCCCAAAACGAUGUCAACCCCAACGGAGAGCCACAAGUUGGCCGUCGGUCUCUUGAUGCAGCCGGUUGUCUUGGAUUAGUUUUACACUGUACUCCUCAAGCUUGCAUUAUCUGGCCCUCCACGGAAGAAAGAAUUCAGCCUUAUGCAGAGACAAUCAAAAAGAGAUUCCCACUUCUCAAAAAUUGCUUUGGUUUCUUGGAUGGUCUGAACUUGCCCAUUUGUGUGGCUGAGGAUGAUGACUGCAUUAUUGCUUUUGAUCCUGAUGGAAAGAUCAUGUAUGCCAUAUUGAACGCACCAGGUUCAUGGCAUGAUUCUGCAAUAGCAGUUCCUCUCUACGAGCGACUCCUCAAUCACACCCCCGACGGAUAUAGAAUUAUAAGUGACACAGCCUUUCCGGGCAAGAGUCAACGGCUUCAGAGACAAAUAUUGGCACCGGUCAAGUGA